AUACACGUGAAAUGCAUAGGAUAUUUGUCACAUUGCAUUUAUAUUGUAGCGAUAUUGUUCUUAUAUACAAGCAUAUCCAGUUAUCAAGCACAUGGAGAAAGAAGUCAAUCGAUGCUAACCAUUCAGAUUAUAGCCGUGCUUUCAAAAGUAUUGUUAGAGCUCAUUUAUUUGCAUAUUGGACUUCAAAUUCUAUCUCAACCUAAAUGAAAAUUUGUCCUUGUAUUAGUGAUAUUUUAAAAAUGUCUGUUCCAACAUUGCUGAAUGUAUUGCUCUUUAGAUCUUCAAACGGAGUCAUGAUUUGCUGAUAGGGAAGAUCAAUAAAUGCAAACUUUUGCUUGAAAGAACAUUGUGAACUGCAAAGUUCACCACUGCAAUAUAAUUUUAUUUCCUAUUUGUGCAGUUCUAUUUGGAUAUGAAGUUUGUUGUGUGUUUUGCCUCCAAUGGUCGGUAUUUGUCAAGGAAUUUGCAACGAAUUGUCAAUGAAAUUAUAACGAAGGCAAUGGCGGCAUUUUCUGCUACAGGGAUGGAUCCAUAUAGGGAACUGCCUGAAGAUGAGUGGUUCAAUGAAAUAUGUCAAGAUGCUAUGGAAAGAUUAAGUGGAAGACCAAAGGAAAUAAACGGGGAGAAGGACCUUAACAGCCUUACUGCAUCUGUCUCUACGCAAUCGAUUUCAUUCGUCAGAUCUCAUUGUAGUUCCUAA
Messenger RNA from Cicer arietinum (chickpea), 700 nucleotides. The record is from RefSeq and is a predicted model, not a curated record. NCBI's taxonomy places the organism in Eukaryota, Viridiplantae, Streptophyta, Magnoliopsida, Fabales, Fabaceae.